This is a messenger RNA of Anarrhichthys ocellatus (wolf-eel), 3188 nucleotides long. RefSeq names its product platelet-derived growth factor beta polypeptide a (gene pdgfba). NCBI's taxonomy places the organism in Eukaryota, Metazoa, Chordata, Actinopteri, Perciformes, Anarhichadidae. Gene Ontology annotation, biological process: positive regulation of ERK1 and ERK2 cascade; positive regulation of protein autophosphorylation; positive regulation of cell migration. The transcript has 7 exons. Gene Ontology annotation, molecular function: platelet-derived growth factor receptor binding; growth factor activity. The coding region runs from base 739 to 2301 and encodes 520 amino acids. The record is from RefSeq and is a predicted model, not a curated record. Gene Ontology annotation, cellular component: membrane.
GCGCGAGAGGCGAGAACGACCUGAUCCGGCGGAGAAGCACCGGAGGACGGAGACACGUGGGGGGUGGGAGACACGGGGCAUGCAGGGAGGAGCUAUCGAAGAGAGGGACGUUUAGAUAAAACGGCAAUUGCAGUCAAAGCGAAGUGAGAGAGGACUCGGACUUUUGCAGCGGAGCGUCCAGAGAAUUACGCACGAGCGCGCCAUUCCAAAGGUGAACCAACUUUUUACGCACGGACCGCUGGAGAUGCUGCGUUAUUGAUACAUUCAACUGCGAUUCUGGACUCGUGAUCUGAUCACCUCUGGAGUUUGGACCAUAACGCGUACACAUGGAGCACUUUGGCACAUGUGGAUGAAUUAUUAUUAUUAUAAAUCAAACAUUUGGAGACAUCUGGACUCGUCGCACGGGCUUCUCGGGACUCUCUCUCACUGCAGACCGGUGUGAUCGGAGCUGCGUGGUGGAGCCUUCGUCGAUCGGGACACUCUGCAUUACGCACCGUUGACGUUUCCUGAGAGUUUUCAGGACAGCGGUGUGGACAGAGUCAGACACGUCUAGCCCGCGUGAGUCACCGUGAACAAACACACGGGACAAGCGGCGCUUACAGGCGGUGACACACUCAAGGGGGGAUAUUUAACGGUGCGUACCUCGCGCCACCGGGACGAGGUUCGGGGUGAUUUGGACGCCGAGGUGCUCAAUGCCCAGCCGGUCGCUUGCGGCUCCUCAGGCUGGGCGGCAACAACAUGAGGUCCUGGGUCCUGCUGCUGCUGCUUGCUGCGCUCUCAGCGGCCCGUCUGCGGCUCAGCAGCGCUGAGGGAGAUCCGCUGCCCUCGUCGCUGGUCGACCUGGUGAGGAACUCUCCCAUCUCCUCUGUGGACGACCUGAAGCUGCUGCUGCUGCAGGAGACCAAUGCAAUAGAAGAGGAAGAAGACGAGCAUGAUAUGCUCACAAACCACACCCGCUUCACCAGAAGUCUCGUGGAGGCGCAGCCGGCCCAGCAGGCGGCCUGUAAAGUCCGGACGGAGGUGAUGGAGGUGACGAGGUCCAUGCUGGACCGCCGCAACGCCAACUUCCUGUUGUGGCCGCCCUGCGUGGAGGUGCAGCGAUGCUCGGGCUGCUGCAACACCAGGCUGCUGAAGUGCGUCCCCACCGUCUCCUCCACCAGAUACCUGCAGGUGAUAAAGAUCCAGUACAUGAACAGGAAAGCUCACUACGACAAAGCCGUCAUCUCGGUGGAGGACCACGUCAGCUGCAGGUGCCAGCCUGCUUCCUCCUCCUCCUCCUCAUCCGUCCCCAUCCAGAGCAACCCCAACCCUCUUCCCCCUCCACCUCCCCCGUCCUCCCACCUUCCCCCGCCCCUCCCCCGGGCCGUCCACCCGGCUCCGCCAAAGACUCUCGCCUCCAAGGCUGACCUCCAUCGCCACGACAACCUGAAGCACAACCAGCAGCGCUACCGCCCCGAGGAGCGAGACCCGGUGUCGAGGCAGUGGCAGCAGGGCGGUUACACCCAGCUGGUGCACUGGACGCAGCCCCGGGUGCACCCGCCCGUCGGCAGCUGGCCGUCCGAAGCGAGGGCGGAGCACAGCGUCACGGGAGGCGCCCCGCAGGUCGGGCACGGGAGCGGGUAUGACGGGAGCAGGGAGGAGAGCGGCGUGCACGUGGAGGUGCAUCAUCCAGAUCACGUGCAGAGGCAGCAGCAGCUGCUGCAGCAUCAGCAGAGACAGCAGCAGUAUCAUCCUCAGCAGGACCAAGAGCUGAGGACGCAACAUCGGCUGAACGCGCCGCAGUCCGACGGCGCCUCGCCGCCCGGCAGCACGACUCAGCCGCCCACACUGGAAGAAAGCCCCGCCCCUCCUCCUACGACCACCAAUCAGGGGGACUCAGCGACCAGCGGAAAAACCACGCAGGUCACGAAACAGACUGAGACCUUAGCAGCGACCGGUCGACCGGGAGGCAACGAGAGGGAGGAGAGCAGCUCGGCCAAUAGCGGGGACUCGGCCGGGGCGGAGCCGGCCAAUCAGGGGACGGGAAAAAAAGACAGCGGGGUCGGUCAUUUAACGGAGGAGGAGAGGAGACGGAAAGUUCUGGAGAUGAUUCAGACGGAGCCGGAUCACCAGACGCAUCUUCAUCCCCAUCAUCCUCAGCAGAGACCAAAGCCGACCACGUCUACAACAGUCGUCUCCUCUUCUGUGGCUCCCGUCUCGCCCUCGGCCCGCCGCGCCCCGUUCCGUCCUGCGUCGCCUCGCCGCCGGAGGAAACACCGCAAACGCAUCAGCAAAGCAGCCAUCAGGGCCAUGAUCAUGUAGCUGCAGGAAGUGGUGAAGCUGACCUUAGAAGCGAGAGAAGUUGCUCCAAGAGGAAUGCGGAGGGACGAGAAACAGGAGCUUGUUGAAUGCGGGACGGACUUUGAGGAGACCGACGCCAGGCGACGGACUCAGAGACUCACCUGUCCUGCUGCAGAGCCGCAGAGCCUCCAGCUCCACGGAAACCAUUAAAACGUGCAAUCACAGGAGGAGAGGACGGCCGUCACACCAAACACUGGACGCCAUUAAUAUGAACCGCAAUCCGACGGAAGCUCGUCAGACCGGCGGUCUCUUCCUGCAGUCGGCAGCCAUCGAUUGGCCGCUUAAACACUGUUGGUCCACAAACGGAGGAGUGGACUAAGAAGGGAUUAUUGGGGGGGGGGGGUUAAAUGUGGAGAACUGGAUUUCUACACUGGGACGAUAACUGGAAACUGAAGCUCAGGCCUAGAUGCCAAAACAUGAGUGUAACCCUCUGAGUCUAACCGUAUUAACACUGGAGUAGCGUCACACUGACUGUGCGUGUACUGUAGCUUCAUGUAGCUUCAUGUAGCUUCAUGUACUGGAACUGAUCCAUAACCUGCUCGUUUUCUACUUCCGCCAGAUCAAAAACAGCCACAAGCCUGCCGAGAUACCGUGCUAUGAAUAUCCACAUUAAAGCAAGUCUUAAAGCGUUUAGCGGUGGCUGUGAGCCAGUUAUAGCCAACACUGUAUCUUUAAAUGCUUGGGGGGGGGGAGAAAAACUUUAUUUCUUAACUUAUUUUUAAAAAGGAGGAUUUGAAGUCCUCCAGUUCUCAAGUGUAAUUAUUGUUGCAGAUUAUAAUUAUUGGUUGUACAACUGUUUCUGUCAUGAAUGUUAUUUUUUAAUAAAAAAUAUAAAUGUUCAACGAAUA